Molecule: messenger RNA, 1371 nt
Organism: Geosmithia morbida
Lineage: Eukaryota; Fungi; Ascomycota; Sordariomycetes; Hypocreales; Bionectriaceae
Product: Major Facilitator Superfamily
Exons: 2
Coding region: 1-1371 (456 amino acids)
Biological process (GO): transmembrane transport
Cellular component (GO): membrane
Molecular function (GO): transmembrane transporter activity
Source: RefSeq, a predicted model, not a curated record
AUGGCAUCUGCGACGGAGCCUCCGACUGAUGAUGGCUCUGCCAUCAACAUUUCUAACGUAUCCAAGGUUGUCGAUCCCAACUGGGUUGCCGAUGAGGAAACGCCUCUUCUGGCUGAAUGCCCUCACCGUGCGGCAGACAAUGAGGAUGAGCAAGAGGCGUGGCACACUCCUAGCAUCAAUGCCUGGCGUUUUGGCUGUGUAAACCUCACUUUUCUAGUCAUGGGCAUGAACGAUGCCAGUGUCGGUAUUGAACCGUAUUACGGUAUUAGCUACAGAACCGUGUCGACCUUGUUUAUCGUUCCCUUCUUCGGAUACGUUUUUGCCGCUGUCAUGAAUGGCUGGCUCCAUGUCACCGUUGGCCAGCGUGGUAUUGCUAUCAUGGGCGUCGUCGGCCGCUUGACGGGCUAUAUCCCCAUGGCUCUUCACCCCAGACAAUUCUACCUUCUUCCCAUUUGCAUGUUCUUUACCGGGUUUGGAAACGGCGUCAACGGCAGCUCAUGGAACGCCUGGGUCGGCAACCUGCGCAACACAAACGAGCUCCUGGGCAUCAUCCACGGUGCCUACGGCGUAGGAGGCAUUCUUGGUCCCCUGGUAGCCUCCUACAUGGUUUCCAAGGCUGGGCUGUCGUGGUACACUUACUACUAUGUCAUGAUUGGCAUGUCCACCCUGGAGCUCGUGCUGGGUGCCUCGUCCUUCUGGGACGCGACCGGUGCGGUGUACCGUCAGCGACACAAGAUUGACGAGGACGGGGUGGCGGUCAGCGCCAAGAUGAUCCUGAGCAAACCCACGCCCUGGCUAGUCGCCCUGUUCCUGUUCGGGUAUGUCGGCGUUGAGGUCUCCCUCGGCGGCUGGAUCCCGACGUUCAUGAUUGAAGUGCGCCACGCCGACAGCUUCACGGCCGGCCUCGUGGCGACCAUGUUCUGGAUCGGCCUCGCACUGGGCCGUGUUGUCCUAGGUUUCAUCACAGGUCGCAUCGGUGAGAAGAUGGCCGUUGUGGCAUACCUUUUUCUCUGUGCCGUGUUCCAGGUCCUCUACUGGAUGGUGCCGAGCGUUGAGGCCUCGGCUAUCUCUGUCGCGAUGCUGGGUUUUUUUCUAGGUCCGCUGUUUCCUGCCGUCAUUGUCGUCGUGACGAAGCUGCUGCCGGCAGACCAACACGUUGCGACGAUUGGCCUGGCUUCCGCAAUCGGAGGCAGCGGUGCCGCCUUGUUCCCGUUCAUGGUAGGAGCCAUUGCGGAGGAUAGCGGCGUGGGAGUACUGCAGCCGUUCAUUCUGGCACUCAUCGGUUCCAUCGCCCUCAUCUGGCUGAUACUUCCUGGUGGUUUGAGGAAGGGAGGUCUCGAGAAGGCAAGAAAGGAGAGGCUUUCCAUGUGA